This is a messenger RNA of Lathyrus sativus (Indian pea), 402 nucleotides long. NCBI's taxonomy places the organism in Eukaryota, Viridiplantae, Streptophyta, Magnoliopsida, Fabales, Fabaceae. The record is from the annotation of a GenBank genome assembly.
AUGGAUCGUAGUUGGAUGAAAGCUAAUCAUUUAGGUGCAGAAUACGAUAAAGGAAUGGAAGCAUUUUUUCAAUAUGCUCGUGAAAAACUUCCUAAUAAUAAUAAGUUUUAUUGUCCAUGUGUUAAUUGUUUGAAUAGAGAGCCGCCACUUUUAAUAGAUGAAAUACGAAAUCAUCUUGUUUGUGAGGGCAUUUGCCAAAGUUAUACCAAUUGGAUAUGGCAUGGUGAACCGUCAAACAAUAUGUCAUGUGUGUCGGAAAGGGAGGUAGUUGAUGUAGAUAUGGACAAUCGGCUAGAGGACAUGAUCAAUGAUAUGGACCCGAGUCUUUUCAGCAUGCUCAUAUGUACGAUACUUUGUGCAGUGACAAUGAAGAGUCAUUGUAUUCAGGAUGCACUAACUUAA